AUGGCUACUUCAAAUAAUCACCAUGUUCUUGCAAUUGAUGUUGAAUGUGUCGCAACGGGUUACACACAUGAAGAUCGAGCUCCAUGCAGCGUAGCGAUUGUUAAUGAUCGUUGUGAAAUAAUUUAUUCGUCAUUGAUUAGACCAACAGAAAAAGUUGUAAGUGAUCUAUAUCCAUUUACAGGGUUAAAAAUCAAAGAUCUCGAACAAGCACCGCCACUCGACGAAGUUUUACAAAAAAUAUAUCCUUUUUUCGGUCCGACGACAAUCAUUGUCGGACAAAGUCCAAAAAAUGAUAUUAAAUGGUUACACCUACAAAAGGGCACACACUAUUCCGAUGUUAUCGACCUUAGCGAUUGGUUCAAAGCAUAUAAUCCACGUUUUGGCAACUUCAAUUUCUCUUCAUUAGCGCAUGAAGCGUUGACAUUAUUACAUGUGAAUUUAAAUGCUUCUAACGGACAUUUGGCUACUCAAGAUGCGAAAGCAUCGAUGCAACUGUAUUUGAAAUAUAAAGACGAUGAAAAAGCCAAAGAGGCUGCUCGUCAACUGUUGAUACGUACUCGUCCGGGUGUAUCGCCGUCGAAAGCUUGUAAUUAUAAAUAUGAAGGCGUUUGUUUAGCAGGAUAUUUUCCCAAAAUGUGCACUUGUGACCGGCCGUCAUAUUCGAGUGAUUAA
This is a messenger RNA of Adineta ricciae, 672 nucleotides long. Lineage: Eukaryota; Metazoa; Rotifera; Eurotatoria; Adinetida; Adinetidae. The record is from the annotation of a GenBank genome assembly.